This is a messenger RNA of Cercocebus atys (sooty mangabey), 4617 nucleotides long. RefSeq names its product transmembrane and tetratricopeptide repeat containing 4 (gene TMTC4). NCBI's taxonomy places the organism in Eukaryota, Metazoa, Chordata, Mammalia, Primates, Cercopithecidae. The coding region runs from base 1226 to 3547 and encodes 773 amino acids. The transcript is spliced from 20 exons. The record is from RefSeq and is a predicted model, not a curated record. Gene Ontology annotation, biological process: protein O-linked glycosylation via mannose; endoplasmic reticulum unfolded protein response. Gene Ontology annotation, cellular component: endoplasmic reticulum. Gene Ontology annotation, molecular function: protein binding; mannosyltransferase activity.
UGAUCAUACCACUGCACUCCAGCCUGGGUGACAGAGUGAAACCCUGUCUCAAAAAAAAAGGGGAAGGGGUAUAGAGAGGGUGGUCCCCCAUCUCUACCACCUUACUCAUACAGGGCUUCUUUUACCUGAGUGCCAAGCCUGGCUCAGGUCAUUGAGGAACAGAAGUCGUUUAGUGUUAGAGGAAGGAGAGUUGGGAACAGGGUCACUGUGUAUGGUUGUACAGUUUGUACCAGACACCGGACCAAGGAAGCCAUGUGCCCUGGGUCUGCCCAAAAGAAGGGUCUGCCUUUCUCAGUUGCACCAGGUCACCCGAUGAGCUGCUGCUGGCCCUAGUGCUCAGCCCAUCUGCAGGAAUAAACAGUCGCAACAUGGGUGUGCUCAAGACAGGCGGUCAGGGACUAGGAAGCAGCGGCUAAUUUCUCCAAAAUCUAACAAUAAUGAGAACUGGUUGUUUGCAUGCAUUUUCUCCCUUUAAUCCUUUACCACCGCCCUCUGAAGAAAGUAGUGGUGGUACCAUGUUGUGCCCAGUGAGGAAACUGAUUCUUGGAAAGACUAAGCAGUUCAAGGUCGUGCAGCCAGCAGGUCCAGGUUUGUCUGUCACCAGAGCCUUUGGUCUCAACCACUGGACUAGACUGAUCACUUUGCCUGGCCUUCUAACAAAUUGUAGCUUUUUUUUUUUUUUUUGCAUUUCCUAGUGAAAGGCAUUUUCCAAACUAUUCCACUAUGUACAUUAACAGUAAAUCCCUUGAAAAGAGCAUUUGUCAGUAUUUUCGGUGGCAGCAAAGAUGUGGGAGGCCUUGGAGAAAGGAGAAGGAGCCCCCUGAGAUAGAGAAGCAGGGGAGUCACAGCGAGGAGGGGAGAGCCAGCCAGAACUAGGAAAUGAUGUGGGGGCAGGGGCAUUGGAGGUAGGCCAGGUUCUCUGCUGUCCCUGCAAGAGCAGAGGAGGAGAUCAUCUGAGAUCCACUGAGUCAUCCAUCCAGUUGACUUCCCAAGAGUUUGGACCUGGCCUACCAGGGUACCUGGUUGAUGAUUUGAGAAGUGGUUUAUCCUUUGACUGGAAAAGAAAAGUAGCUGCAGUAUGCCCCCAGCACUUGCUGAGAGCAUGCCUUACGUCAGGCUGUGAGGCUUGAGAGACAAGCAGUGGAAGAGUUGUGGCCUGUUUCAUCUCUGGAUUAUACAUCUGAGCCUCCUUCUGGCUCCUGGAAGGGGACAGCAUCACCAUGGAAUGAUUCCUAACCAGCAUAAUGCUGGAGCCGGGGGCCAGCAGCCUGCAGUUUUCAGAAUGGCCGUGUUGGACACUGAUUUGGAUCACAUUUUUCCAUCUUCUGUUCUUCCUCCACUCUGGGCUAAGUUAGUAGUGGGAUUGGUUGCCAUUGUGUGUUUUGCACGCAGCUAUGAUGGAGACUUUGUCUUUGAUGACUCAGAAGCUAUUGUUAACAAUAAGGACCUCCAAGCAGAAACGCCCCUUGGGGACCUGUGGCACCAUGACUUCUGGGGCAGUAGACUGAGCAGCAACACCAGCCACAAGUCCUACCGGCCUCUCACCGUCCUGACUUUCAGGAUUAACUACUACCUCUCGGGAGGCUUCCACCCUGUGGGCUUUCACGUGGUCAACAUCCUUCUGCACGGUGGCAUCUCUGUCCUCAUGGUGGAUGUCUUCUCGGUUCUGUUUGGUGGCCUGCAGUACACCAGUAAAGGCCGGAGGCUGCACCUCGCCCCCAGGGCAUCCCUGCUGGCCGCGCUGCUGUUUGCUGUCCAUCCUGUGCACACCGAAUGUGUUGCUGGUGUUGUCGGCCGUGCAGACCUCCUGUGUGCCCUGUUCUUCUUCUUGUCUUUCCUUGGCUACUGUAAAGCAUUUAGAGAAAGUAACAAGGAGGGAACGUAUUCUUCCACCUUCUGGGUGCUGCUGAGUAUCUUCCUAGGAGCAGUGGCCAUGCUGUGCAAAGAGCAAGGGAUCACCGUGCUGGGUUUGAAUGCAGUAUUUGACAUCUUGGUGAUAGGCAAAUUCAAUGUUCUGGAAAUUGUCCAGAAGGUACUGCAUAAGGACAAGUCAUUAGAGAGUCUCGGCAUGCUCAGGAACGGGGGCCUCCUCUUCAGAAUGACCCUGCUCACCUCCGGAGGGGCUGGGAUGCUGUAUGUGCGCUGGAGGAUCAUGGGCACGGGCCCGCCGGCCUUCACCGAGGUGGACAACCCGGCGUCCUUUGCUGACAGCAUGCUGGUGAGGGCCGUAAACUACAAUUACUACUAUUCAUUGAAUGCCUGGCUGCUGCUGUGUCCCUGGUGGCUGUGUUUUGAUUGGUCAAUGGGCUGCAUCCCCCUCAUUAAGUCCGUCAGUGACUGGAGGGUAAUUGCACUUGCAGCACUCUGGUUCUGCCUAAUUGGCCUAAUAUGCCAAGCCCUGUGCUCUGAAGACGGCCACAAGAGAAGGAUCCUUACUCUGGGCCUGGGAUUUCUCGUUAUCCCAUUUCUCCCCGCGAGUAACCUCUUCUUCCGAGUGGGAUUCGUGGUCGCGGAGCGAGUCCUCUACCUCCCCAGCGUUGGGUACUGUGUGCUGCUGACUUUUGGAUUUGGAGCCCUGAGCAAACAUACCAAGAAAAAGAAACUGAUUGCUGCUGUCGUGCUGGGGAUCUUACUCAUCAACAUGCUGAGAUGCGUGGUGCGCAGUGGCCAGUGGCGGAGUGAGGAACAGCUUUUCAGAAGCGCUCUGUCUGUGUGUCCCCUCAAUGCCAAGGUUCACUACAACAUUGGCAAAAACCUGGCUGAUAAAGGCAACCAGACAGCUGCCAUCAGAUACUACCGGGAAGCCGUAAGAUUAAAUCCUAAGUAUGUUCAUGCCAUGAAUAAUCUUGGAAAUAUCUUAAAAGAAAGGAAUGAGCUACAGGAAGCUGAGGAGUUGCUGUCUUUGGCUGUUCGAAUACAGCCAGACUUUGCUGCUGCGUGGAUGAAUCUAGGCAUAGUGCAGAACAGCCUGAAACGGUUUGAAGCUGCAGAGCAAAGUUACCGGAUGGCAAUUAAACACAGAAGGAAAUACCCAGAUUGUUACUACAACCUCGGGCGUCUGACGCAGGCAGGAAGAGGCCCCGAGACCACCCUUCAGAAGUAUGCAGAUCUCAAUCGCCACGUGGAUGCCUUGAACGCGUGGAGAAAUGCCACCGUGCUAAAACCAGAGCACAGCCUAGCCUGGAACAACAUGAUUAUACUCCUCGACAAUACAGGUAAUUUAGCCCAAGCUGAAGCAGUUGGAAGAGAGGCAUUGGAAUUAAUACCUAAUGAUCACUCUCUCAUGUUCUCGUUGGCAAACGUGCUGGGGAAAUCCCAGAAAUACAAGGAAUCUGAAGCUUUAUUCCUCAAGGCAAUUAAAGCAAAUCCAAAUGCUGCAAGUUACCAUGGUAAUUUGGCUGUGCUUUAUCAUCGCUGGGGACAUCUAGACUUGGCCAAGAAACACUAUGAAAUCUCCUUGCAGCUUGACCCCACAGCAUCAGGGACUAAGGAGAACUAUGGUCUGCUAAGAAGAAAGCUAGAACUAAUGCAAAAGAAAGACGUCUGAUCCUUUUUCCUUCAUGUUUUCAGUUUGAGUGUGUGUGUGCAUGAGGCAUAUCAUUAAUAGUAUGUGGUUACAUUUAACCAUUUAAAAGUCUUAGACAUGUUAUUUUAUUGAUUUUUUCUAUGAAAACAAAGACAUGCAAAAAGAUUAUAGCACCAGCAAUAUACUCUUGAAUGCUUGAUAUGAUUUUUCAUUGAAAUUGUAUUUUUUCAGACAACUCAAAUGUAAUUCUAAAAUUCCAAAAUUGUCUUUUUUAAUUAAACAGAAAAAGAGAAAAAUUAUCUUGAGCAACUUUUAGUAGAAUUGAACUUUCAUUUGGGAUCUGAGCCUUGUCGUGUAUGGACUAGCACUAUUAAACUUCAAUUAUGACCAAGAAAGGAUAGACUGACCCCUACAAUUUGUAUAAAUAUUGAACGUGUCUAUAUAUUAGCAUUUUUAUUUAAUGACAAAGCAAAUUAAGAUUCUUGUUUUUUUAUCUCUUUUUUUAAAACAAUAUACUGUGAACUUUGUAAGGAAAUAUUUAUUUGUAUUUUUAUGUUUUGAAUAGGGCAAAUGGAAUGAGGAAUGGAAAUUGUAACAUGUAGUAUAUCUAGAUCUAUAUGCUUUUCCCCAUAGGAAGAAAUUGACUUCUGCAGUAGUUUUUGGAUGCUCUGACUUGUGCAAUUUCAAUACAUAGGAGGUUAUGUAAUGUAAUAUUUUACAUAAACAAUUACUAUCAGUUGAAAGUUCAGGCCAUGCUUUAGGCAAAAGCAGGCAGCCUCACAUCUUUAUUUUUGUUACAUCCAAGGUGAAGAGGGCAACACAUCUGUGUAAGUUGCUUUUUAGUGUUUUUAACUGAAAAGCCGUUUUCCAUUUUGCUUAAUGAAACUACAGACAUUAUCCAGAAAAUGCAAAAUUUUCUCUCAAAUGGAGCCACAUUCGGGGAAUUUGUGGUAUUUUUAAGAAUGGAGUUGUUCCUGCUGUUAUUUGAUCCAAACAAUGUUUUGUUUUGUUCUUCUCUGUAUGCUGUUGACCUAAUGAUUUAUGCAAUCUCUGUAAUUUCUUAUGCAGUAAAAUUAUUACACAAACUAGCA